CGCGAUCUCAAAGCAACAACAACAGCCAACAAAAGAUCAUUCGAUCAAUAGCAUUGAACCGUGUCUUUCAUUCUCUAACUAGCUACAGUACUACAGUAUCAUCAUGUCCGCCAAUGCAAAUGGCAACAGCACUGGUGGUGGUGGAGCUGCAGCAGCCGAUCGAGCUUCCACUCUGGUGGUGGGUCUCUCCAUUCCUCAGUCGCAAGUCAACGCCGCGGCAUUGUUGAAAGCCGCUCGCGAAGACGAGUACGACUUUGUGACGACCGCGCUUCCACAUUCAUUGGAAGGUCGUGACGAUGUUCGCACUCUAGAUAGUAAAUGGUGGCGUACUUCGGUCGUUGGCGUUUGCCCCGAAUUGCGCGACUGGUCGGUCACCAUGGAGCGAUUGCCCAAACAGGUCCAAUGGGGACUCCACAUGAGUUUGCCCGCCAUUAUUUUACCCGCGCCACCGGCCGCCGAGAACGAUUUUAUGGAUUAUGCGCGGGCCGUGCAGAGUUUGUGUAUGGAAGCGUCUCAAGCAUCCGUCCAAUUGUGGAUCAAGGUGGCAUUGACGGAUUUGGCAUUGCUCCAAUUCGAUCUUCUUACCAGAUUGUGUGAUGCUCCUGGAUGUUUGGGAAUGAUCUUGUGGGCUGAACCACUCGCCAUGGGAACCACCAGUGCCAGUUCGUACUCCAACACGGCAGGAGCGACCGUCGCGGCGCAAAUGUCGCUUCUGCACAAGGCCAUUGGAUCACAGCUCAAGGCAUUGUGUUUCCCCACCAAGGUUUUCUUGACCAAUAAACGUGGAUAUCCAACAUUGGCCAAAAUCAAUCAAGUACUAUUCACCGAAGCACUGCGUCGUAUUGGACGAACGCUACGGGUCGUUGUGGAAGGACCGUCCGUGCACGACAUUCCCGAUGGAGCGGGUGCCGGAGGAACCUUUUGUCUGCCCUACUUGCAGUACAUUCAUCAUAUACGACAACGCCAGGAAUGCAUUCAAGCAUUGGACAGUUCCGUCGCACAACAGGAGUUUCCCUAUUUGGAUUCGCUUCAACGACCACUCCAGCCACUUGCCGAUCACCUCGAAUUCCAAAUGUACGAAACAUUCGAGAAGGAUCCCGUCAAGUACGUACAGUAUCGCAGUGCCAUGUUGCGAGCCAUUGAUACCGUACUGCAAUCGCGAAAACGACAACGACAGCAACAACAAGAUGCCAUGAUGACGUCCUCAACAACCACAAAUGACCAACAACAACAACAGCAGCAACCCAUUGACAAUCAUGUCGUUGUUUUUGUGGCCGGAGCGGGACGUGGACCGUUGGUCACGGCCACAUUGGAAGCCUUUGAAUUCGUCUCGAAACAAUUCCGACAACAAAAUGCCAGUAUCUUUGAUGCCAUGGUACUCGAGGACAGUAAUAGCAACGACAACAAACUGCUCAUCCCAUCUCUCUCGGUAUAUGCCAUUGAAAAGAACCCAUCCGCCAUUAUCUACCUCAAUAGCAAGGUACACCACGAAUGGAAAGAAUACAAUGUCAAGAUUGUUCAUCAAGAUGUACGUGUCGUCACACCACGACUGGUACAAGGACACAAGGCCGAUGUCGUCAUCUCGGAAUUGUUGGGUAGUUUUGGGGACAAUGAACUCAGUCCGGAAUGUCUGCAAGUACUACUCGCCAGUAGUGAUGUCUGCAAACCCACCACACUCAGUGUUCCCAUGCGAUAUACCAGUCAUUUGGCGCCCAUCUCGUCCUUGCGGCUCUACAGUGAAGCCAAACACCAGGCACAAUUGCCCGCCAUUAUUUCCAUGGGAGGAGGAGGAUCCAAUGGAAAUUCCACAACCACCAAUCAAGUUAGUGGACAGUCGGUGGGACCGCUGGCGGCCAUGGAAACGCCGUACGUUGUCCGCAGUCAUUCGGCUGCUCAAACUCACGUCGAAAUGGAUUGUUGGAAUUUCAGCCACGAUGGAAUGGCGUCCAACAACAAGGGAUUGACGCGAACCGCUCAUCUCGAAUUUGUACCGGAUAUUACCCAUGCUGCGGCUUGUGGAGGAGGAUCGGUGCCGGCGGAUGCGGCCGUGGCACAACUCACGGCAGCCAAUACGUCCACGAUACCAACGCCCGUGACCAUUCAUGGAUUUCUGGGGACAUUUACGGCAGAUCUGUUUGACGAAAAUCAUCCGUCGGUGCAAAAUCUCAUGGGAACCACUGCCAAUGCCGGCGGCACCACCAAUCCACCCACACAAAUCAGCACGGCACCGGCCAACUUUUCCAAGGACAUGUGUUCGUGGUUCCCACUCUACUUUCCACUCCGAGAGCCCAUGAACGUUCCAGCGGGAGCCACGUUGGGAGUGAGUCUUUGGCGUCGUACUGAUUCGGACAUGGGAUACACGCAACCUGCUCCUCCUGCCACCGCGACCACACCGGCUCAACAUCGGGUCUGGUACGAAUGGUGUGCCAAGACCCAUCGAGGAGGGGAAGUCCUCAAUGUUACACCAAUUCACAAUCCCAAUGGACGAUCCUAUCAUGUUUCGAUGUAGUAGUUGUGAUGAUAAUAAUAAUGAUAGGGAAAGUCUUGCGUGUGUU
Molecule: messenger RNA, 2555 nt
Organism: Seminavis robusta
Lineage: Eukaryota; Bacillariophyta; Bacillariophyceae; Naviculales; Naviculaceae
Source: the annotation of a GenBank genome assembly